AUGUCCACGACUACGAGAAUUACAAGUCAAAUACCGGCAAACCCUAGCAAUCCAUCACAUCAUAAUUUAACAUCGAGACAAUUAGCUCGAAGAAGACGACGCCAACGUCGACGACAGCGACUUCGACAACGCCGAGAAGAGCAAUUUCGACAAGAGCCCCAACAAAAUCAAAGACAAAGGCAACAGCAGCAACGUCCACAGCAGCUACAAGAAAACCAUAGGCGAAGACAGCAGCAACAAAGAAACUGGCAAAACCGACAACAGCUAGAACGAAAUCACACAUACAGUCAACACCAUCAAAGACAAGAAGAACAAAGACAAAGACAACAGGAACGACGACAACCAACGUCGAUAAUAACAGUCCGUCAAAUAUUCCGAAGCCACAGUGACAUCGAACACGAGCAUGAAUAUUAUUUGUCACUAAGUUUUCCUGAAGAACUUGAUGACAUAGAUCCUGAUGAGCUUUUAGAAUUACUUGAACUCGAAAAUAUGAACCCAGUCGAAAGGGAAACACAGCAACAGCUCAAACAAUAUGAACAAUCCAUUCAACAGCAACACGCAAGACACAUUCCUCCUAACAUUGGACAUUCAGCACAAUACAUAACAGAAGAAGAAUUAUUAAAAGUCCAACAAGCAAAACCAGACGAAAUUGAAAGAUAUAUGGACAACCAUUUACUAAUAUUACAACAAGAUCAAAUUCAUCAACUCUACCAAAUUCAAGCAACCGAAGAUAUUGAAAACGAUGAACUUUCCAGAAAUGAUUAA
Messenger RNA from Rotaria sp. Silwood2, 765 nucleotides. NCBI's taxonomy places the organism in Eukaryota, Metazoa, Rotifera, Eurotatoria, Philodinida, Philodinidae. The record is from the annotation of a GenBank genome assembly.